Messenger RNA from Aspergillus wentii DTO 134E9, 603 nucleotides. RefSeq lists its product as uncharacterized. Gene Ontology annotation, molecular function: 5S rRNA binding. The record is from RefSeq and is a predicted model, not a curated record. Gene Ontology annotation, biological process: ribosomal large subunit assembly; rRNA processing. Bases 1 to 603 code for a protein of 200 amino acids. NCBI's taxonomy places the organism in Eukaryota, Fungi, Ascomycota, Eurotiomycetes, Eurotiales, Aspergillaceae. Gene Ontology annotation, cellular component: nucleolus. The transcript is spliced from 2 exons.
AUGUACAAUGACACUGAUGACCAUCCCUCCAUAGAAGCCUAUAUUUACCAGACAGAUCCCUUCAGGUCAGCAACAGCUCCUGACCCUCUCCCGUGUCCAUUGAAGCGUAAUCUAGCGCCAAAUGAUGCUGGACUGCCGAUUGCCUUGCGCCGACAAGAAACUGGAGACAUUUUAGCAUCUCAUGGACUUCCACCGAAUUUCAGUUUAAAUGUGGCCCAGAAGAGUAAGCCAAGCUAUCCCGGUGGAGAUAUCGAACGCCUCGUCGUGACAGUUGGAUUCCGGGGUGUUGCAUCUGAGAAUUUCGAUGCAGCCAGGGAGGAGAUCAAUGCAUUUCUGAAUACAACACACGAUUACAAUGUGGACGUCGAGGUCAUGGAUUUCGAUCAGGCCCCCGAGAAACAUCUAAAAGUGGUACUACCUGAUGAGCUGCAAGACUCGCUGCGCCUUCUCGAGCCCGAGGGCAACCUCCUGGAUGAUCGAUUCCGGAACUUGAUUGUCCAGGGUAAGCUGGAAUCUCGCAAACCGAUUAUCCAGGCUCGGAAAGCCAGGAGAGAUGUCACAGAGAAAUGGGGCCAGAAGGAUUUCAAAGUACCGGGGAUAUAG